Rhodamnia argentea is the source of this 1139-nucleotide messenger RNA. Its product is annotated as alpha carbonic anhydrase 4-like. The transcript is spliced from 7 exons. Gene Ontology annotation, molecular function: carbonate dehydratase activity; zinc ion binding. The coding region runs from base 73 to 915 and encodes 280 amino acids. NCBI's taxonomy places the organism in Eukaryota, Viridiplantae, Streptophyta, Magnoliopsida, Myrtales, Myrtaceae. The record is from RefSeq and is a predicted model, not a curated record.
CUCCUACUUGAGUGCAUAUAUUUCGCGUUUGUGACAGGAGUCUCGCAGGAGCAGAGCAUAAAGAAGAGGAAAAUGGGGGUCCUCUCAGUCCGCAGCAGCUUCGUCUUCCUCGCUCCGGCUCUGGUUUUUGUAGCUCUUCACGGUCUUCUUCUCACUCUCUCCACUGCUUCUGAAUCUGAAGUCGAUGAUGAGACCCCAUUCACUUACAUUGAAGGAACCGGUAAAGGGCCAAAAGAAUGGGGCCAGAUCGACCAGCGUUGGCAAGCAUGUGGCACUGGGAAUUUGCAGUCUCCGAUUGAUCUGCUCAAUGAGAGAGUGCAAGUCUUUCCAAAUUUGGGGAAGUUGAAAAGAGACUAUAAACCAGCUCCUGCCUUUGUGAGGAACAGGGGACAUGAUAUCACAGUAACUUGGAAAGGAGAUGCAGGGAAGAUCAACAUCAACGGGACUUACUACAAACUUCUUCAGUGUCAUUGGCAUUCGCCAUCCGAGCACACGUUUAACGGAUCGAGAUAUGACUUGGAGCUUCACAUCAUUCAUUUAAGCUCUCGAGGAGAAAUAGCCGUUAUCGGGAUUGUCUACAAGUAUGGCCGACCUGACCCUUUUCUCACAAAGCUACUCGAGCACAUAAAAGUAGUUAGGAAGGAAGACAUAGACUUGGGGGUCAUAAAUCCAGGGAUCAUCAAAUUCGGCAGCAGGAAAUACUUCAGAUACAUCGGUUCUCUCACGGUCCCUCCCUGCACUGAGGGAGUCGUGUGGACAAUUGUCAGGAAGGUGAGGACAGUCUCGAGGGAGCAAGUAGAAGCGCUGAGAGAAGCUGUUCAUGAUGGAUAUGAAGCUAAUGCAAGGCCAACUCAGCGACUAGAUGGAAGAGCCGUAUGGAUAUACACUCCAAGAGAUAAUGGAGGUGCUGCUUAGGUGAAAGCCAGAAUUUGUCCUAAUGAAUAUUUUCCCAGCUUCAAGACUGUCUUUUAUUACAUCACAUCCUGAAACAUAUGCAAUCCAAACAUACUAUUUCAUUUUGAAGAGGAAUAUCACGCCACGCGUUGGACACAACUCAAACAUGUUGUGUACUAAAUCGUACUGAUAAGUAGAUACAGAGACCAGGUGGAUAAAAACAAGAAGCUGCGCUGUCAGAAAAG